Paramecium tetraurelia is the source of this 1722-nucleotide messenger RNA. RefSeq lists its product as uncharacterized. The record is from RefSeq and is a predicted model, not a curated record. Lineage: Eukaryota; Ciliophora; Oligohymenophorea; Peniculida; Parameciidae. The transcript has a single exon.
AUGGCAGAUUGCGGAGAUUGCGGAGAUUGCGGAGAUUGUGGAGAUUGUGGAGAUUGUGGAGACAUGUGUGGAGUUUGUGAUGAUUGUGGAGAUUGCUCUCACAUGUAUGGAGACUGUAAGAAUUGUUGUUAAGACUGUUGUGAUUGUAAUAAUUUAGAUUGUGAUUGUGAUAAUACAAUUUGUAGAGGUUUCUGUUAAUAGUUUUGUCAAAACCCAGUAGCCAAUCAUUCAAGAAUAAGAAGGUUUUUAUCAUCAUUGAUUAUUUUUGUAUUGUUAAUAGUAUAAUGGGUUACAUCUGUUUCCAAAAUAUAAGAAUAUUAGUAUAAAAAGGUUCAGAUUAUGAAUUAUUAGAAUAUGCUUAAAAUAGGUCCAAUCAAUGACCUAAUGUUAUUGACUUAAUGUCCUUCGAAUACAGUAUUGGUAUCGAAUUAUAUGAUUCCUUCAACUGUGGCUGGAUGUUAUUGUCCAAAUUAAAACUAGAGACUUUAUUUGGAAAUUUGCAAUUCAACAUAAACUGAAUGUUCGAUAUUAAGUGCUUCAAAUGAAAUUUAAACUAGUAAUUGGGGAUAUAAUGAAUCUAUGGAAAGGUUUUAAUUAUGCGCUACAAGAACUAGCACCAGCCCUGAAAAACUUAGAUAAUUAAAAAUAAAGGAGCCUAAAGACUGCAAAGCUAAUGAUUAUAAGUUAUGUCAAGAUUUGAAUAAUGAGAAAAACUUUUUUUGUGUUGAGAAAACAGAAAAAUGCCCAAUAAAGGACAUAUAAAGAAGCAAUGAGAUUUUAAAUAAUUAUGAAAAAAUAGAUUAAGCGUAAAUAGUUGACAAUUAAUAUUUAAUUGUUACUAGAAACUCAUCCAAUAAUUAUUUGAUCAAUUUUAAUAUCACAAGGGGAUAAGGGAUUUGUGAAGAUAGGAGUUUAUUAUCAUUAGGCACAGGUGAAGAUUAUUACAUGAAUGCUUAAUAAUGGGAGGCUUGUAGUCUUGAUCUUUCUUUUAAUUAACUAUUUACAUUAAAAUUUGAAGACUUUUUACAAUUUAAUGACUUAACAAAUAAAUUCGAAUAGUCAAGACCUCUGUUUAAUACUACAUAAAAUAUUAAACUAGUUUACUAAAAUUCUAUUCCCACUAUGAAUCUAAUUAGUUUUUGCUCUCUUUUUGAUGAUAUUGAAUUUGCCAUAAAUUUGUUAUCACUAAUUGUUCUGAUUAGUAUAUCAUAUUGGAUAUACAUGAUAAUAAUUAUUAUAAAUGAGAUAUGCAGAUGUAUUUUUAAGGCAGCAGAGAAAUGUGGUUAGAAAUGCAAAUAACACGUUACUGCCUUUUUAUUUUAUUAUGUUAGAUUUUCAAUUUAAAUAACUUUAAUAGUUCUUUCAUUACUUGGAUUUCUAGUUGUGAUGUCAACUGAUCGCACAACUAAAACAAUUCAAGCAGAAUAUGUCAAGGAUACGUUAUCAGAGCAAAUCCUAAAUUUCAGUUCAAAUAUUUCAAACAGCAUCUUAAAUUAAUAUAAGUUAUUAUAAGGAUUGGUGUUUGCAUCGUUCCUGUUGGAUAGUAUCAUAAGCAUAUGGGCUUAUUAUGAGGAACAUAAAAGGAAGAAGUAGAAAUAAUAUUAGCUUUAUAAUAUAAAUCAAAUAGUUUCACCUUAAUACCUUCAACAAACAAAUUAAAGACCUAGCUAAGUUUAAACCUAUAAUGAUGCAGUUACGAAGAUUAUUCGUAACAUGAAGUGA